Molecule: messenger RNA, 7155 nt
Organism: Bubalus bubalis (water buffalo)
Lineage: Eukaryota; Metazoa; Chordata; Mammalia; Artiodactyla; Bovidae
Gene: SERTAD4
Product: SERTA domain containing 4
Exons: 4
Coding region: 4350-5408 (352 amino acids)
Cellular component (GO): nucleus
Source: RefSeq, a predicted model, not a curated record
GCCUCGCUCACCCUGGGGGCAUCGUGCAGAACCUCUCCUCGGAAAUCCACGGGGAAAUGGCAAACAGGAUUGACGGGUUUCACACGCUCCUCGCUAGACAGAGCCGCUCAUUACCAUAACCGUCUGCAGCGACGGCGGCGCGGCGCCCCAGUCGCGGCGGCGGGACCUGCCGGGACCCUCGCCCGCCGCGCACCCGCGGCCGCCACCAGCACCAGCACCAGCACCCGCACCCGCACCCGCGCCUCCCUGGACCGGGCCGGGCCCCGCACGCGCCGAGUGUGCACCGGCGGCCGGGCUGGCGCCGAGCCCGGAGCGGGCCAGCAGCAGCUCGAGCGCCGCGGCCGCCACCGCCUCCCGGCUGACCCCGCGGAGAGGCGCACGGCUCCAGCACCGCGGAAAGACAACUUGCCUUUGUUCCCAGACACUUGGGGUGGUGUUUACUUUCUCCCGCGGCCGAGGGCCGGCGGAGCUCUGCCGGCUUUCCCCCGAGAGGGGCUUGGGCUGGGGCCCCCGACCCCCGGGGGUGUGUCACUGUGGGGACUCGGACAUCGGCUGCUGCCCGCCUGCAGGGGGUGGGUCUCCAAACCUCAGACCCCAGUCUUGGGCGUGGGAUGGGGAGACCUGGCACCCCGGGCUGGGCUUGGACCCCCGGGUCCCCCAACCUCAUCCCCCUCUGGUUUGGCACCCCCAUUCCCAGCCGCAGGAUCAGACCUAAAUCUCUUGGCCUUUCAAAGCAGCAGCUGAAAAAUGUAUUUCCCAGGGCAGACAGGUGUACUGCAGAGACUGGUAGAAAAGCGACAUCUGCCUAUUUGGAAGGGUUGAAAGAUUUUUAUUCCACUCACCCAGACCCUGCCACCACCAACCCAAGCUGUUGAUAGCUUGUUAGGGACAAUGUCAGAUCAAGGGCUUGAUUCCACCUGGGCAGGAUAUCUAAGACUGACAACCUCAAAGAUAUAUUGAAAAUAUCAGCUCUUUUAUUUCUGUGCUUUUCAGUAUUGGAGUUAGACCUCUGAACUGCUCUAAUGCUCUUAAUAAAAUGUUUUCCAAUGAUGGAUGAGAGGGAUGGGGUGGGCAAAGAAUGACUGAGAUCCCCUGUUGGAUGGCAGGCAUCACUGAAUCUGCAGCUAUCCUGUCCUCUGUGCCAGCCACUCCUAUUAGCAUCAUAAUGGCUCCAAGGAGAGAAGAAGCCCAAAUCAUCUGGAAGAACCAUAGUGUGUAAAACCGUCUGGUAACUUUACUGUGAACAUUUGCUCGCAAAACUUGACACUUUAGCCCUGGGCCUUUGGGGAAUGCUUGAGCUGUCAUUCUGCUACCUUGGCUGACAAAGCAGACAUGCAGGAGCCUGAGGAGAAAAGAUUAAGGGCUUUCUAGUUUUUAUUUUUUAAACCCUCUUAUAGAAAAAACACACUUUUAACACCUUUCUUUUGCAUCCACUCACCUCUGAUGUUAAAAAAACAAAAUCUACCAUAAAUGUGCAUCUCUGUGACUUUAUCUAGUAUUCACAGCUCAUACAUUUGUGAAUUUCAACUUCUGAACUCAGUAGCAGAAUUACAAUGUAAAUCUCACUUGAGAAAAAAAUGACAGUUCGGAUGUGUACACAAAAUACAAAUAAAACGAUCAUGUGAUAUCAUGGCUUACUGCCCCAUUCUCCAAUUCUUCAUGAACAUUGAACUUGCCUCCUUAAUUUGCUAACAUCCCAGUGUAAGUUCUAAAUCGACAGGAAGACUCGAUUGCAAAAUUUCCUCCCCGCUCCCAAAUAAUUCCAACUCGUUUAUGUUUUAUUCAGACUUUAAUAUAAAGAACUUGUGGAACUCAGCCUCUCCAGUUGAGGAUUUUGUGUGUAAAAGUUUCCCAUUCAAAAAAAAAAAAAAAAAACUUACUGAAACUAGAUAGUAUAAAAGAAAGAAACAGCCAAGAUAAAAACUAUUAUGCCAUGAUUCAAGCUCAGAUGCAUAAGAGUAGAAUUUCAUGUGCCGGAAACAAUGCUAACAAAUAGAAACACUGAAAUCCUUAACCAAAAAACUAUACAAGGAUAAGUCAUUAAAAUAUAAACAAACUCUUACUAACAUAAAACAGCACAGGGCCCAUAUAAUGUCCUAUUAAACAAAGGUAAUUGCUGCUAGGGGCCUGCAAAUGUUUCUGUUGUCUUACAGGGUAUGGAUUUGUCAACCUGCUUUAGUUUAUAUGUAAUAAAAUUUCCACAUAGGCAAAAAACAUGGAUCUUAUUCCCAGAAUCCAACACAAAAGUAAGUGUAACUUUCAAGCGAGAAAAUAACUGUUGCAGUCAAUGAGACAGGGCUAUGGACUCUGAGAAAAAGCUCUAUAAUUCUUGUGCUCCUGGCAGGGGCAUUUCCUGAUAAAAAUUGUCUCUUAGAAUAAGGUAAGAAAUUGGACCAUUUCAUGAGAGUCUUCCAGGGAACAGAUUGUCAUGAGGCUUGAUACCUUGUUUGGAUGCUGAGUUUGAGCAUCCAUUCUAUUGGGCGAUAGAAUGGCUUAGUUUGUGAAAUCAGUGUGAUCUAAAUUUCUUGAUUGAUGACUCAAAGAACAGAAUAAAUGGUGUGUCCGAACUUUUUUUUUUCUUCUUGAAAUAAGGUUUUCCAACAAGUCCUUGCUGCCACUUUUAAAAGAAAAGGGUAGGUAGUUCAGACAGGGAGGCCUGGCUUGCUGCAGUCCAUGGGUCGCAAAAAGUUGGACACGACUUGGCGACUGAACAACAACAAAGGUGGUUUAGUGGCCUAAAUCAGCUGGGUCCUCUGACCCAGCCACUGACCUGGACAUGUCCCCUGUAUGUCAGAAGGCCGAGCUUCCUUCUUCAGUGAGGUUGGGAAAGAAUUUCGGGUCUCAGGGAGAAACCUGGGUGGUGGAUGGAGUCACUGCUGCCAAGAGCUUCUCGCGUAGCCAGAAGGACAUUUCCGCUCAAGCUAUUUCCCUUUCGCCUGGUGCCUUUCCUCCUUUACCUGGAAGUGGACCCUUGUUUUAACAUGUAGGUAAUAAUAGUCUCCUGAAAGACAACAGUAGAUUACCCUUACCCCCCAAACAUUACAGGCUGUAUAAUUUGGAGAAGAAAGCAAGAACUAGACCCUUAGCGUCUUUCAAAGACAAAUCAGUCUUCAAGAAAGCAGACUUGACAUCACUCUUUGUGACCGUUCUUUAAACGGCACAGUGAGAUAGUGGAGGUUUGGGUCUCAAAGGAAUCGGGCGGUUAAUAAGGCACUGAGGCUGCUGGCUGUCACCACUGAUCUAUGGCCCCGAGGCCUUUUGGUUUCUUCCCCCUUGAACUCACUCUGGACCCCACCUCAAGCCCUACUUAGGACCAGGUAAAGACACUGAGCCCCCAGGGGAACAGCCCUACCACCCCAGGUGCAAAGCAGCCCAGGGUGCAUCUUAAGAGCAGAGAGGUCUCCCAGUCUCCCCGCAGACCCUGGGGAAGGGCGUGAACUGCCCAGGAGGGCAGUGGUGUGCUGCUUCUUGGAAAGUUUCUGCCUUGCGUCUGAGCUUUGCAGUGUAGAGUUGUCGGCUGCCUCUGGCCCUGAAGCCCUGGCUCCUGUUUAAUAUUCCGCCUGCUCCGUUGAUGUUGUGCUUGGCUCCUGUGGGACUGCAACUCACGGCUGGAAACUGGAGCCAAUUUUCUGUCUUCAUCUCUCAGUGUUUUGACUGGAGGCAGAUCCAGUUCAGGCCGAUCAGGGCUGGUGGAAACAACUACCAAGUGUGUCUCUGUCUGCUUCGCUUUGGGAGAAGAAAGUGGAGGGAGCCCCAACAUGUUGUAGAGGAACUGGCCCUGCGGAAACCGAGGAAGAGGGGGCCACGGGCAAGUGGAACAGACCAAACCUGAGAGCAUCAGAUGGAAUUCCGCUGAAGAUUCCUGCCUCCCCCAGCCUUUUCUUUUGAUUGAUUAGUGGAUUUCAUCAAAGGAGACUCUCGGGGGACUUGACUAGAAAAUUGAUUUUGCCUUAUUAAUAGAAAGGAAGCGGCAAGGGUUUUGGCCUUGCCUCUUAGGGGUACAUUUUCUGCGGGAAGGUCAGGAGGAAAAUGUGUUUAGAAGGCAAGGCAGCUGUCUGGAAGAGGGCUGAGGGGAAUCUGAGAACAAUAAGAAAUGGGGUUUUAAAGAUCCGCCCAUGAAAUGCAGAUUGCUGAACACAGAGGCUGAGCUAAUAGCUGCAAGAGAGUUUACUGAGAUUUUUCUUUGGAAAAAAAAAAAAUGUUUCAGGGCAAAGAGGAGGAGCAAGAAGUAAAAGUUUCCCAAAGCAAAGGAAGGAAGAUGCCAAAGCCGUGCUCUGGCUUGCUCUUGAUUAGGGCUCUUUUCUUUUUUUUGUUUUCUUUUUCUUUUUUCAGAUCUGAGGCUGUCAGAGAUGACUCUGGUUCUGUCCAUGAAUAGAUUCUGCGAGCCCAUUGUCUCGGAAGGAGCUGCUGAAAUUGCUGGGUACCAGACACUAUGGGAGGCUGACAGCUACGGAGGCCUGAGCCCCCCGGGGCCGGCUCAGGCUCCCCUGCAGGGAGACCGGGGAGCCGGUCCCCCCCUGGCAGGAUCACAUUACAGGGGAAUUUCAAAUCCUAUAACAACAUCCAAGAUCACAUACUUUAAGAGGAAGUAUGUGGAAGAAGAGGAUUUUCACCCACCACUCAGCAGCUGUAGCCAUAAAACCAUCUCAAUCUUUGAGGAGCGAGCCCACAUCCUUUAUAUGUCCUUAGAAAAGCUCAAGUUUAUCGAUGAUCCUGAAGUGUACCUCCGAAGAUCUGUCCUUAUAAACAAUCUGAUGAAAAGGAUCCAUGGAGAAAUUAUCAUGCAGAAUAACUGGUGCUUUCCUGCCUGCUCUUUCAAUGGCGCCUCUGCCCAGGAGUGGUUUAUGGCUCAAGACUGUCCUUACCGGAAACGACCUCGGAUGGCCAAAGAGGAGUGUGAAAAGUUUCAUGCCUGCUGCUUGUACCAGGAAUGUGGUGGUCACUACCUAAAUUUACCCCUUUCUGUCAAUGCUAACGUCGGAAGUGCCUCCACCACUGCCUCCUCUUCCUCCCCCUCCUCCUCUUCCUCCUCCUCUCCCCCUCUGCCUUUACCGAGCUGUUCCCAGCAGGUGGAUUUUGAUAUAGGCAGUGCACCUGUUUACAAGGGUGAUGGCCAGAUACCUGCCAGUGAAAUCUUUGUUACUAGCGUCCGGUCACUUGGUGUUCAAGAAAAGGCCAAAUUAAAUGAUGAGAAAGUAAACGAUGAUACCAACAGGGAUGGUGGUCCCCUGAGCCAUGGACCUGUGGGCAACGACCUUGCUUUUGAGGGCAAAGGCCAAUUUUAUGAUUAUUUUGAGACUGGAUAUAACGAAAAAAGCAAUGUAAGUGAGUCUUGGAAAAAGUCCUUAAGGAAAAAGGAGCCUUCACCGAGUAACAAACUGUGCUGCAGCAAAGGCAGUAAAAUAUGAGCCAUCUUCUCCCGCAAACUUUGAAGCAUGCACAGCAUGAUCAAUUAGCUCUCAUAAAUUUUAUUUUGAAUGGAUUUUAUAGUUUUGUACAACUGACAAUUAUGCCAUGAACAUGCCAUGUCGUUUAAAUGCCUGGAGAGCAGAUUGCAUAAAACAUCUGUAUUGUAGGCAUCGGCAAGCUACUCAUAAAUGUGGUGACGUUACCGAGAAGACAGUUGACUUAACACUUAAACCUAAAUCUUAGUUUUCUUACCGAGAAGAUCAGCAGAUCAGACUGGGGGACAGUGUGCCCUUGUGCUAUUUCCACGACCCGCAAGGAGCCUGUCACUAGCGAGGAGCCUUCCACCUGUUUGCCAGUUAAUUAGGUAGUUAUUUGGUAAGCAAAUCAAUAUAACCAGCAAAGGAUGUCUGCUGCUUCUCUAUGAUACAAUAUUUUUUUUCUGAAUAAAAGACUGAGGACAGGGAGCUAGAAGAAACGGCUUCCUGGUGCUGUUAAAUAUUUGGAUUCAGCCGUCUUGUGUGACAGAGGGAAAUAGGAUAGGAGGAAAUGAAACACCUGACCAGGGCAACAAUCAAGGAUAUGAGUAGAGGGUGAUCCCUGCAAGUUCCUGGCUUGCCUCUGAUGGGUGAUGAGGCUUUUAGAAAGGUGUUAUACAGGGCGAUUUUUGGUGCCUUACUUUAUCUUAAUUUUUGCCAAUGUGAAAAUUAAGGAUAAAUCAAGAGUACAGCAGGGAUUUAACAAACAGGAAAAAAAAUACAAACACAGGGUGGAUCAAUAUUGUUUGGAAAUCUUUAACGUCGAACUAUUGCGUUCAACUUUUGAUUCAACAUCUCUAUUCUUCCUUUAUUUUUUGAUGCCCAAUUGCUUUUGGAUUUGGCAUUUUUAGAAAGGGAUGGAGGAAACAAUAGAGAGAGCUGUUAGAGACCAGCACUAGCUGCUCAAGCUUUUCUAUGGCAACGGUCUGUUGCUGGGGUUUGGGUUUUCUGGGUUUUGGGUUGUUUUGUUUUCUUGUCCAAUGAAGUUCAUGAACCAGUAGCAUGCAUCAUACUUUAAUCUGUUUUGCAUCAUUUCACUCGUUUAGAUUAUAAAAGCAUGUGGUUUUUUAUAUAUGACUUUUGCUGUUGAUUAUGAAGCACAAUGUUAAUACACGAUGUGGUGAUCAAUAAGGUUUUAAAGAAUGUAAAGAUUUUUGUUUGGGGAAAGUUAUUUUGGAGAAAUGGGACUCAGUCGGCAAAAGCUCCUAUGUAUUUGGCCAACAUUUUUCUCAGUCGUUUUUUUUCACGUGUACAUUGGCAAGAGUGUUCAGAAGGGCCCCUCUAACCAUCCUUCCUUCCAUGCCAGCUAACUCCUCCUGCUAAACUCUAUUUCCAUUUCCGAGGUUACUGACUGACUUGGGCCUCCUUACACAAUACUUCACGGGAACCAAAUUCCAAAUGGAGGAAAUAAAUUGAGUCCUCCCCGUUUCUCCAAGAUAAAGCUUUUUUUAUUAUUGCUAUUAAUAUUAAAUAUAGGUCUCAUUCAUACAGUGUAUGAGUAGGAUCGUCAUUUGGACAAUGUCCACAAGGACCAAUUUUUAAAACCCGUUCUUGUGUUAUGGCUGAAUAGUCUCGUGAUGUUUUGUCCUUUAUUUUCAAUAUUUGAUAAACAUUUGAUGUUGAAAACUUAGAUGAUAGAUGCUUGUAUAUGAAUGUGUUGUAAUAAAGUGAGGUUUUCUUGAUAUAUAUUUAUUAAAAUGAUCAAAAUUCA